UGACGCAGCGUUCAGCCAAUGACAACACGAGUCUUCUUGCUAGGGUCCGGCCCUCCCGCGGGCGCCUUGCCAACUCGCAGAAAGUGCCACGACUCCAGACUGAGCGGCUGUUCCGAGUCAGUGAAAAAACGUCGGACUUCGGAAACGGGAUCAUCGGUGGAACAGGACUGAGCAAAGAUGGACGUGUACGACCCUCAGACCCUCGGCAUCAUGGUGUUUGGUGGCUUCAUGGUAGUUUCGGCUAUCGGAAUAGCCCUGGUCUCCACUCUUUCCAUGAAAGAGACCUCUUACGAGGAAGCCCUGGCUAAGCAGCGCCGUGAUUUAGCCAAGACUCAACCCCAACGUGUGGACAAGAAGAAGAAGGCAGCAGAGAAGAAAAGCAAAGCCAAGAAGAAGGAGGAGAAGCCAAAUGGGAAGCUUCCUGAACAGGAGGCACAGCAUGACUCUGGUAAUGAACCCGCUUCAGAAACGAGUGAACCAGAGCCUGAAUCUGAACCUGAGGUCCCUGCUGUGCCUGCGGCUGCUCCUGUACCAGUUGCCUCAGUUGUUCCAGUGAUCCCAGAGCCCAAAGUUGAAGUGGCUGUGACGAAGCCUGUAGUAGCAGCAGCCCCGCUCGCUCAUUCCCCAAAAGAUAAGAAAAAGAGGAAGGUAGCCAAGGUGGAGCCAGCCCCUGCUAAACCUGUAGAAAUUAUCCCAGAGACCAUCACCAAAGACCUGACCCCUAAGAAUGCCAAGGAUUCCACCCCUAAGGACUCAGCUGCCAAGAUUGCCAAGGAACAUGUUGCUAAAGUUGUAAAAGAACCAGCUGCCAAGGCCACUAAGGUUGCCAAGGAAGCAGCUCCAAAGGUUGCCAAGGAAGCAGCUCCAAAGGUUGCCAAGGAAGCAGCUCCAAAGGUUGCCAAGGAAGCAGCUCCAAAGGUUGCCAAGGAAGCAGCUCCAAAGGUUGCCAAGGAAGCAGCUCCUAAGGUUGCCAAAGAAGCAGCUCCUAAGGUUGCCAAGGAAGCAUCUCCUAAGGUUGCCAAGGAAGCAGCUCCUAAGGUUGCCAAGGAAGCAUCUCCUAAGGUUGCUAAGGAACCUGUUGUUAAGGAAGCAUCUCCUAAGGCUCCUAAAGAAGCAUCUCCUAAGGUUGCCAAGGUACCUGUUUCUAAGGAAGCAGUGCCUAAGGCUGCCAAGGAAACUGUUGCUAAGGAAGCAGCUCCUAAGGUUGCCAAAGAACCAUCUGCCAAGGGGGCAAAGGAAACCAUCACUAAAGAACAAGCCACGAAAGGAGCUAAGGAACCAAGUGCCAAGGGAACCCAGGAACCUGCCACCAAGCAACAGGGUGGUAAAGCUACUAAAGAACCUGCUGCUAAGGAAUCGGCCACUAAAUCUGCCAAGGAUCCUGCUUCCAAGGAACAAGCCGCAAAGGCUCACGUUAAAGAAUCGGCUGCUAAAUCUGCGAAAGAAUUGAACGUUAAAACUGGUAAGGAACCAACUCCAAAGGGCGUCAAACAGCCAGCUGUUGCUGUGGUAGCCGAGGUUGCCCCGGUGACGAUCGUUGCACCCAAAGCCGAGCCGCCCAAACCGGAAGCCUCUUCCAAGAAGAAGUCAAAAAAGAAGGCAGAGCCAGCAGCUGCCCUGGAUGUUGCAGAUGUGCCCCUGCUGCUGCCGUUUAAAACUCUGGUCUCCACCCUGAGCAGCUCCAGUUUUAGCGACUCGGAGACGCAGAAGCUUUUGGAGAUCAUCAGUGACAAGGCGGGAGCCGACACCUGGCAGCUGGCAUCUCAGAAGGGUGACCCCUUGGCGGCUCUGAAGAAGCAGCUGGAGGAGAAAGACAAGCUCCUGUCUGCUGAGCAGGAGAACGGCGCGGCAUCCAAGACACGCAUACGCGAGCUCACUAAGGAGCUGAACACCGAGAAGAGCAAGACGGCUUCGGUGGAAACUCGACUGAGCUCCGAGCUGAGCGCUCGCCAGCAGGAGAUCACCGCGCUGCACGCCCGCAUGAAGGCUUCCUACGAUGAGCACACGCUCCAGACACAGAAGCUCAACAGCAAGAUCCAGAGCCUGCAGGAUCAACUGGAGAACGGCCCCGCUGCCCAGCUGGCCCGUCUGCAGCAAGAAAACACCAUCCUGAGAGACGCUCUGAACCAAGCCUCCAGCCUCGCUGAGAGCAUGCAAAACACUGAGCUGGUAAAGCUGCGGCAGGACGUAGUGCGUUUGAAUCGGGAGCUGAGUGAACGCACAGACGCCCAACACGGCGACGAGGAGCGUCGGAAAGCGCUGGAAUCCAAAAUGGCUGCCACUGAGGAGCAGCUGGCCCAGGUCAAGGCAGGGCGCGCAGAGGCUGAGCAGGCUUUGCAGCAGGCGUUGGAGAAGGUCAAAGCCGAGUUGUGUCAGGCGCAGAACAACAGCUCCACCCUGCAGGCCCAGCUGCAGCAAGCACAGCAGGACGGCAACCAGCUCAGCGAGCUGCAAGAGCGUGUACGUACCACAGAGGUGGAGCUGAAGGACAGGUGUGCAGAGGUGCAGGCUUUAAAAUCUCAACUCACUCAGCUGCAGCAGGAUGCACAGGAACAAGUCCUCGUGGAAGUGCAGGCCCCGCUACAGGCUACAGCACCACAGGUGGAGAACUCUGAGGAACUGGAUCAGCUGAAGCACAGUAUAACGGAGAAGGAGGACUUGGUAACAUCUCUACAAGGACAACUAGAGAAGAUGAAAACAAGUGCAGUGGAGACUGAGAGCUUGGUUCAGCAGCUGCAGGGCAGUCUUACACAGCGAGAGAGCAAGGUCUCGGCGGCGGAGGAGGAGCUGAAGCAGCUGAGGGAACAGAUGGAGCAGCAGAAAUCUACGACGGAGAGCUCGGUGCAGCAGCUUGCAGACCGAGAGAAACAAGUCUCAGCACUGGAGGAGGAGAUGAAGCAGCUGAGGGAACAGAUAAAGCAGCAGAACGAGGCGGCGGAGGCGGCGGAAGCAGAGCAGCCCUUUGAGAACUUGGAGAAAGACGCUCGUCUGAUAACUCUGGAGGAGGAGCUCCAGCAGCUGAGGGGGCAUUUGGAGCAGGCCAAGGCCGAGAGCAAGGAGCUUCAGGAGAAGAAUCGUGCUGCCGCUGAGUCUCUGGCUGCAGCCGAGCGACUGAGUCAAGAGAGACUGACCCAAGCAACAACUGCUCAGAAUGAAGUCAAACAGAAGCUCGACGCUCUCCAGGCGGAAACCAAGACCGCGCUCCAAACCCUCUUUCCUCACAUCACUAUAGAAACAGAACAGAGUAACUGGUUGGAGGCGUUCACACUCGGAGCACAGGAGACAUUCGCGCACUGUCAGCAGGAUGCAUCUGAAGGAAAAGACUCAGCACUAACAGACGCUUUACAGAAGUUAAAGGAAGCUGAGGAGAGACAGACAGCACUGCAGACGCAGUGUGAGCAGUACAGAGCCACUCUCAGUGAAACGGAGGGCAUACUGAAGGAUUUGCAGAACAGCGUGCAGGAUGGAGAAUCCGCAUGGAAGUACAAGCUGUCCGAAGUCGAGGAACAGCGGCAGGCGCUAAAAAGUCAGGUGAUGCUGCUAGAAGCACAGCUGGAGAAACAGCUGGAGUCCAUCAGCUUCAGCCAGAGCUGUGCUGAGGAGGUGGAGCAGCUAAAGACGUUGUUAACAUCCGCUCAGAGUCAGCUGGAGGCGGCCCAAUCAGACGCUCAGAAACAGCGUGCCGAGCUCUCAGUGGUCAGACAGCAACUGCAGGCGGUGACUGAGCAUGUGCAGAGCAAAGAGGACCCGCAACCCGGCCAGGUGCAGGCACAGCUGGAGCAAGCAAAUGUCCGACUGCAGACGGAGGCGAGCGUGCGCCAGGAGGUGGAGCAGAACUACGACCAGGCCCAGAAGUGUGUGAGCAACCUGGAGGCUCUGGUGGCGGAGAUGAAGGCAGCCGGAGAAGGAGCCACCACUGAGCUGAAGGAGAGGCUGGAAAAUGAGGUGAAGCUGACCCAGGAGCUCACUGAGACCUCUGCGACGCUUCAGCAGAAACUGAACAACACUCAGGAGGAGCUCACCAAAGAGAAGGAGGUGGUGAAGAGCCUGCAGGAACAGCUACAGGAGAAAGUGCAGCAGCAGGUGCUGUUCUCUUCCCAGUGACCUCUGUCUCUGUUAGGCUGCCAGUUCAUUGGAAGGAGAGGAGCUGAAGGAAGGAACUUCCGUGUGACGCCUCGGCAGGAAGGACGCGAAGCCGAACCACCAAAAAUGCCUUAAUUUUUUUUUUUUUUUUUUGUCUCUGUAAUCGUUCGUGUACUGUAUUAAGAGGAGCGCAAAGGGAGGGGAGUGACAUACCCGGGGUCCAAACACAAAGUUUAUCGACUGAUUUAUAUUUUUAGUAGAAUCCUUUAAGAAUUUUUUUUUUCCCCCCACCCACCCACCCACGUCCAAGACUCUUCACAUUCCUCCGACUGUCAGUGUUAUACGAAGAAAGGGCAAAGUGCAUGUGCGUCAGACGCACAACCCCGUGCAAUCACUCGCAAAGACUGUCCUUCACGUGGAAGUGAAGAGAAGGAACAUUUCACGUUACAGCAAUGCAACACAGCCCUUUACGCUGCUUGUAGUCGGCUGCUGACCAAAUGUGAUUUAAAAAAAAAAAAAAAUGAAAAUAAACAUUUAAGAGAUUA
Messenger RNA from Hemibagrus wyckioides, 4628 nucleotides. It is a transcript of the gene rrbp1b, whose product is annotated as ribosome binding protein 1b. Gene Ontology annotation, biological process: protein transport. Gene Ontology annotation, cellular component: endoplasmic reticulum membrane. The coding region runs from base 178 to 4104 and encodes 1308 amino acids. The record is from RefSeq and is a predicted model, not a curated record. The transcript is spliced from 27 exons. Lineage: Eukaryota; Metazoa; Chordata; Actinopteri; Siluriformes; Bagridae.